Toxotes jaculatrix (banded archerfish) is the source of this 6049-nucleotide messenger RNA. RefSeq names its product solute carrier family 12 member 5b (gene slc12a5b). Gene Ontology annotation, biological process: chloride transmembrane transport; potassium ion import across plasma membrane; potassium ion homeostasis. Gene Ontology annotation, cellular component: membrane. The transcript has 26 exons. Bases 1 to 3318 code for a protein of 1105 amino acids. The record is from RefSeq and is a predicted model, not a curated record. NCBI's taxonomy places the organism in Eukaryota, Metazoa, Chordata, Actinopteri, Toxotidae. Gene Ontology annotation, molecular function: potassium:chloride symporter activity.
AUGGAUCACGAGAUCAAUUCGCAUGAGGCCUUUGGUGAUGGGAACCCCAAAGAGAGCAGUCCUUUCAUCAACAGCAGUGCAGUCAGCGAUGUGGAGAAGAGCCAGCAGUACGACGGCAAGAACAUGGCCCUGUUUGAGGAGGAGAUGGAUACCAGUCCAAUGGUCUCCUCUCUGCUCAGCAGUCUGGCCAACUACUCCAACCUGCCGACAGGCAGCAAAGAGCAUGAAGAGGCAGAGAAUAACGAGGAGGGGGCACGUCCGUCUAAAAAGCCUGUCGCGGCACCACAGCUGGGCACUCUGAUGGGGGUGUACUUGCCGUGUAUCCAGAAUAUUUUUGGGGUGAUCCUCUUCCUGCGGAUGACCUGGAUGGUUGGAAUUGGAGGUGUCUUCGGCUCCUUCAUAAUUGUCUUCAUGUGUUGCUCCACGACAAUGCUCACAGCCAUUUCCAUGAGUGCCAUAGCAACAAAUGGAGUUGUACCAGCUGGAGGUUCGUAUUACAUGAUCUCUCGCUCGCUGGGGCCUGAGUUUGGUGGUGCUGUUGGGAUCUGCUUCUACUUAGGAACCACUUUCGCAGGUGCCAUGUACAUUCUUGGCUGCAUUGAAAUUCUGCUGAUUUAUAUUGUUCCUCAGGCAGCCAUCUUCAAGAUUGAGGGCCUGGAGGGGCCUGAGGCGGAGGCAGCUCUUCUCAACAACAUGAGGGUGUACGGCACCAUCGUACUGAGCUUCAUGGCACUGGUUGUGUUUGUGGGGGUCAAAUAUGUAAACAAGCUGGCACUGGUCUUCCUGGCCUGCGUCAUCCUCUCUAUCCUGGCUGUUUAUGCUGGAGUCAUCAAGACUGCCAUCGACCCACCUGUCUUUCCCGUCUGCCUCCUGGGGAAUCGAACUCUUGUCUCUAAAGGAUACGACAUCUGUGCAAAGGUCAUUGAAAUAGACAAUGAAACUGUCACCACCAAACUGUGGAGGUCCUUCUGUGAUUCUGAUUACCUCAAUGCCACAUGUGACGAAUACUUUACCAACAACAACGUCACAGAGAUACAAGGCAUCCCAGGGGUUACUAGUGGCAUCCUGGCAGAGAACCUGUUUGGUAACUACUUGGAAAAAGGGAUGGUCCUGGAGAAGCGUGGACUUGCAUCAGAUGCAGAUCCAGACAGUCCCAUAACAAGCUCCAACCGCUAUGUCCUGGCUGAUAUUACCAGCUUCUUCACGCUGCUGGUGGGGAUAUACUUCCCAUCUGUCACAGGUAUCAUGGCCGGCUCCAACCGCUCCGGAGACCUGCGUGAUGCUCAAAAGUCGAUCCCCAUCGGCACCAUUGCAGCCAUCACCACCACAUCUACUGUGUACAUGUCCUGUGUGGUGCUGUUUGGUGCCUGUAUAGAAGGAGUAGUUCUCAGGGACAAGUUUGGGGAAGGGGUUAGUGGUAACCUGGUGAUUGGUACGCUGGCAUGGCCGUCUCCAUGGGUCAUUGUGUUUGGCUCCUUCUUUUCCACCUGCGGGGCUGGGCUUCAGAGUCUGACAGGAGCUCCACGGCUCCUACAGGCCAUCUCAAGGGAUGGCAUCAUUCCGUUUCUUAGAGUGUUUGGGCAUGGCAAAGCCAACGGGGAGCCCACCUGGGCCCUCCUGCUCACAGCUAGCAUCUGUGAGAUUGGCAUCAUCAUCGCCUCCCUGGAUUCAGUUGCACCCAUCCUCUCCAUGUUCUUCUUGAUGUGCUACAUGUUUGUCAAUCUAGCCUGUGCCCUGCAGACUUUGCUUAGGACACCAAACUGGAGGCCACGCUUUAAGUUCUACCACUGGGCUCUGUCUUUCCUGGGUAUGAGUUUGUGCCUGUCGCUCAUGUUCAUCUGUUCCUGGUAUUACGCCAUAGUCGCCAUGGGCAUCGCCACCUGCAUCUACAAAUACAUCGAGUUCUGUGGAGCUGAGAAGGAGUGGGGUGAUGGGAUACGUGGAAUUUCCCUGAGCGCUGCUCGCUUCGCUCUCAUGAGGCUGGAGGAGGGACCACCACACACCAAGAACUGGAGGCCUCAGAUCCUUGUUCUGGUGAGUGUGGAUUCUGAGCAGAACGUAGAGCAGCCACGUCUCCUCUCUCUGACCAAUCAGCUGAAAGCAGGGAAGGGUCUGACCAUCGUCGGUACCACAGUUCAAGGAACCUUCCUUGACAACUAUGUUGAGGCACAGAGGGCAGACCAGUCUUUGCGUAAGUUGAUGGAGACAGAGAAGGUGAAGGGUUUCUCUCAGGUGGUCAUCUCCUCCAACCUGCGAGAUGGGACAUCCCACCUGAUCCAGGUUGGAGGACUGGGAGGUCUGAAACACAACACUGUGAUGGUCAGCUGGCCCCGUAACUGGAAGCAGCCCGAGUACCACCUGCAAUUUAGGAACUUCAUUGAGGUGGUUAGAGAGACAACUGUAGCCAGUCUGGCCUUGCUGGUCCCUAAGAACAUCUCCAGCUACCCGUCUAAUGGAGAGCGCUUCACUGAAGGCCACAUAGAUGUGUGGUGGAUUGUCCAUGAUGGAGGCAUGCUGAUGCUUCUGCCCUUCCUGCUACGCCAACAUAAGGUGUGGAGAAAGUGCAAGAUGCGCAUUUUCACUGUAGCUCAGAUGGAUGAUAAUAGUAUCCAGAUGAAGAAAGACCUCAUCACCUUCCUCUAUCACCUGCGCAUUGAUGCUGAGGUGGAAGUGGUGGAGAUGCAUGACAGUGACAUCUCAGCCUACACUUAUGAAAAGACACUGGUAAUGGAACAACGAUCACAGAUCCUCAAACAAAUGCAUCUGACCAAGAACGAGAUGGAGAGAGAGAUCCAGAGCAUCACGGAUUCAUCCCGUGGGUCCAUUCGACGUAAAAAUCCAUCUACCCUGCGCUCCCAGCACAGUGCUGAGGAAGGAACCAGCGUGGCAGAAAAACUAGAAGAGGAGUCUGUGGCUGUCUCCAACCCCAAACAGGUACAGCUGAUCCACAGUAAGAACGCCUCUACACCGACCAGCCCCACAAGCCCCACAUCCCCUGCUGCGCCUGCAGCAGACAAGGGAAAGACCCUUUUAACAGCAAACCCAGAGCAGGGCAAAGACCUCUUCAACAUGAAGCCGGAGUGGGAGAACCUGAACCAGACCGAUGUGAGGCGCAUGCAUACAGCGAUGCGGCUCAAUGAGGUUAUCAUGAAGAAGUCCAAGGAGGCAAAACUUGUGCUUCUCAACAUGCCUGGACCACCAAAGAACCGUGUGGGCAACGAAAACUACAUGGAGUUCCUUGAGGUGCUCACUGAAGGUCUCAAUCGGGUCCUCCUAGUGCGUGGAGGUGGACGUGAAGUCAUCACCAUCUACUCCUGAAGGGCUCUUAAUGUCCUUUACUUUGCCUACAUGGACUCUGCCCUGUCCUGCCUCUGUAUCAUUCCAGGAAAAUCCUCUCACACCCGUCCAGUCACCUGCCACCACGUUGUGCUCAUACUUCAGUGUUUACAGGUGACAUCUGCUCAUGUAGACCUAGCUGUGUCUAUUACUUUCUAACCAUUAGGAUACACAAAGAAUUAUGCAAUAGUCACAUUUUCUGUUCUCGGCUUGUCAGCUGCUAACAGCUGAUGAGGGCUAUGGUUAGUUUUGACGGUUAAAUUUUUAAAAAAAUUAUAUCAUAUUAUUUAAUAAAAGUUUUUUUUAAUUUAUCAGGAUUUACAGCACAAGUAUACAUACAAAAAAAUGUACUAAAGUACUAAAAAAAAUAAAGAAUACAGGGUUAGAAAACAAAAUGCAUAAAAUAGAAGGCUUUCAUUUCUAUCCCCUUUUCUGAUAUGUUUAUUCAGUCCUUUUGCUUUCGCUCCUGGUCCAUUUGUAAAAGAGGAAUGUUUUUUUCUUCAUCGUUUUUCUUAUUUUCUAUUAUUUAUCAUUGAUGUUAUUUAUGUAUUUAUUCAUCUAAUCAUAUCUGUCUUUGUCCUGGUCUGUUUUUGUACUUAAUUGUAUGAUUGGAAGCACACAACUAAUAGUAUUAGAGUACUAGCAAUGACAUUAAUUCAUACUGGAGAAGGUUAGAUGAGGAUCUUCCUAUGUUCAUGUGAAACAUUCACAUUAUUUAACCGUACUAUUAAAAAGGGUAGAGGUGGGAGCUGCAUAUCAAUAUGUGCAUAAAUUCCCAAAACAGACAAAGACCAAUUGGAUCGGAUAGAUUUAUCACUUGUUUGCAUUUGUUUAAUUGUCCUAAAAUGCAGUGGUGAUAUGUGCAAUUUGCAGUUUAUGAACAUCCUCAAACUCGUCCUUGUUAUUGAUUUAUUUGUCGGUACCUCUCUCUUAUUGCUCAGAGCUUGACAGAAAUUCAGAUCAGAGGAAAAUUAUUUGCUGCAGAUUGUCAUGAUGCCAAACCUGUAUAUUUGACUUCUUUAUCCCUCUCAGUUGGACAAGGAUCAUAUACACUGAACGGACUCUAGGACAUGCUGUAAUACAGUAUAUAGACAGCCUCUGAACUCAGCGAUGGCCACUGUAAAUGCUGCACAUUAACAAAUCGAUUGACAUGUAUUACCUCCAGUGUUCUACAGGUUUGUGGCCAUGUGUCCCAGUGUGUCCGGAGAACCAGAGAAGCAUCUGGAAAAUGUCCUGGGGUAGAUCUUGUACUAGCUGAUAUGAAAUCUGCAUUUUAUCUCUGGACAAAAAUUGUUUAUAUUACUUGCUUUUCUCUAUUGGAUUCUGCCAAAAAAAAAAAUCCUCUUCACAAAUUGUAAAUUGAUAAACCUUAGUUGCAAACUAAAUGUGCCAAUGUCUAAUGUAAAAUGUUUUUGAUACUCUCUUUUAGAAGUCUGAGAGGUUUAAAAAAAAAAAAAAAGCACAAUAUAUCAGCUUAAGUAAAAUCUGAAAGUAAAAUUUACUCAGAUUUUAGACAUUUUAGCCAUGUCUACUACUUGAUAGAUGUUUCUGAAACAAUCUUAUGUAAAUUAUACAAGAAAUAGUUAAUAGAGCUUAAGAUUUUAUUUAUGCCAUGUCACAUUUGUGAACAGAUAUUAUACAACAUGAACCAUAUAAGAUAUUUAUAGGUGUCAGAGGCACAAAAAUAUAUUGUCUUACACAUCAGCUGUAUGUUAUAAAUUUUAUCUCAGAUAAGUUAUUUUUUUUAAUGGUAUGGUUCAGAUAAAAAUAGAUUUACAAAUGUUAUUUAUUUUAAUAAUUUGGAAAAAUGCUCUAUUUCAUAUAGGGUGGGUGCACAGUAUUAAAGACAUAAUUCGACAUUUUGGGAAAUACACUUCAAUAAAAAAAACUGAUACCACGCUCACGCAUUUUUGUAUGCUAAAAAUGUAGCUGUAGCUUGGAAAUAAUAAGCUUAGCUCAGCAUAAAGACUGGAAGCAGGAAACAGCCAGCCUGGCUCUUUUUAAAGGAAAAAAAAAAAAAAAAGUCCACCUACCCAGUGCAGGCUGCAUUAUUACCAUACAGACAUGAAAGACACACGAGAGACAUCAAGCUUCUCAUCUAAGUCUAGGCAGCAAAGUAUAUAAGCAUACUUCCCAAAUGUUGAACUACUAUUUAAUUUUAAUGCUGGGGCAUAUACAGAACCUGACCUCACCAUACACACAUUAAUAUGUCUUCUUCAAGAAAUCACGAAUUACAUUUCCUGAUCUGAAAACUUUUGUAUUUGAUCCAUAAACAGUUGUGUAAGUCUGCAGGUACAUAUAUCAGUCACUGGUCUGCACAAGUUUCAAGUCACAAUAUUUAAACUCCCUCAUCCAGAGUGUGUGUAUAAAAGUUGUGACUACAUGCUCGUAUGCUGUGUGUGUUUGUGUGCUCAUGAACCUAAUAUCAUGGGCACACUUGUUUAAAUGAGGACACUGUGUGUAGUUGAAUAUGGAUAUCAACUGAAAAUGGGACAUUUGUAAAUAGACCUGUGAUUUUAGGCUUAGAGAUAACGUGUAAUAUGUGUGUCAGUACAGCUUUUGUAGAUAUAAAAUAGGCAGUUUGUAUUGUCUUUUAAAUGGUAAACAAACUUUAUUUUAUGUUCUACAAUGUCUUAUGCGAUUAUGUACAAUUAAUGGUUUGGAGAAACCAUUUUGUAUGUCGGCACAAAAUGCAAUAAAUUAAAAUCAUUUU